AUGACAUACAGGACGUAUGACCCGUUCAAAGACUACAUUUUACCUGGAGGACUUUGUGCCAAGUCGACUGCUGCAUUUGUUACCGUCACCCUACUUUUUAGCAACAACUGUUUCGGAGAGAAUCCUUUCGUAGCAUUCAUCGGGCAUGGAUCCCUGCAACUAGCUGCUUCAUACACUGCUCAUGUUGUUGGAAAUAGAUUUGGAAGGCGGAUAACACACUGCCUCGUGCUAUUGGCUGCUGGUUUGUUGUGCAUCAUCCUCAUAUGCUUAACCGCAGCACACUCAACCCAGUGGAUCAUAACUACACUUUCUCUUGUGCUACUCUUCUGCUGUGACUGCUCAUAUUUACUCACAAAUAUACAGAGCUUGGAAUUGCAUCCAACGAGUUUACGACAGAUAGGCAUCGCAAUUGAAUACGUCUUCGUUCAAUGCAGUAUGAGUGUUCCACCUUACGUAGCUCACUUGGGUAAGACUGCUGGAAUGCAUAUCGCUUUCGCCAUACUUGCGGCCGUGACCCUGAUUAUGUCUGUUUUGAUGUCAUUUGUGCUGGAGUCUUUUAAUGAGAAGCUUCCAGAGACAAAACAAGAUAUUUCACUCUUUGGAACGAAGCAGAAGUACUGGAGUCUUCCAAGCCGGAAGUCAAAUGUAUCAGAGAGAACGCCAAUGUAGGAUAUAUUGACAACCAGAACUGGAGCUCUGGGAAUGAUCUCACAAAACUUUACAGAAAAAUCUUUAAGGAAAUACCUUGACUAAACUAAACUUGUAGUCUGUUUUCUGUAGUGUAUUAACAACGACAGCAGUUUAAACUGGAAAUGAUAAUACAAUUGCGAUUCAAGUGGUAUGAUGAGAAAGUGGUAAGGUUUUCCUGUUUCAUGCACAUGUGAGAUGAUACAUUACGCGAACACAUUGAAAACAGACGUGUUGAUUGUAUCUGCAGAUAGUAAAAUGUUGAAGUUACAUUAUAUUUUCUAAAGUACCUCCAUAUUGUCUCCGGGAUAUUAUUAGUAUAUAAUUACAUUUUCAUACAUAUGCAGCGGAUAAAAUCUUAGUUUGGAGACCUUAACAUCCAAGAAAUUACACCUACAGUUCAUAAUUGUUUAGCAAAAAGGAAUAAAGUUAC
Schistocerca americana (American grasshopper) is the source of this 1120-nucleotide messenger RNA. RefSeq names its product solute carrier family 22 member 13-like. The transcript has 4 exons. The record is from RefSeq and is a predicted model, not a curated record. Bases 1 to 669 code for a protein of 222 amino acids. Lineage: Eukaryota; Metazoa; Arthropoda; Insecta; Orthoptera; Acrididae.